AUGACGCUGGGACCGUCGAAUUCAGCGAUCUGCGUGCAAAACACGUCGCAGGCAAACCAUUCCACUACGCCACCACGUCCAACAUCGCUCACGAUUCACCCGACCGCGCUCUUCUCCAUCCUCGAUCACUACCUCCGUCGUACGGACCGACAGCAUCGUGUGAUCGGAACACUCCUGGGCACGCGUCCGACGCCUUCGACCGUGAGCGUCACCCAUGCAUUUGCAGUCCUGCACUCCGAGACGGAGGAGCAGGUCGCUGUGGAUAUGGAGUACCAUCGCUCCAUGUUCGAAAUGUUCGUCCGCGGGCGUGGAGAUGCAAAUAAAGAGCAGCUCAGUAUCGUAGGUUGGUAUGCUACCGGUGGUGCAGAGAAGCAGGCAUUGCAGGGCCUUGCACAGGGCCAAGGUCAAAAUGGGCUAGGCACGUAUUCAGCCCUCAUACAGAACUUUUACGAGCAAGAAACGGCGUCAUAUCCAGCCGUACAUGUUGCUCUUGACACGGGCACGGAGGAAGGCGUUGGUGCUGGCGUGCGGGCAUAUGUCAGCUCGCCAGUAGGUGUCACCCAAAAAGCAGAAAAUUGCGUAUUCGUACCCAUCCCCUGUGAAUUGUGCUUCCACGAUACUGAACGAGCAGGGCUCGAUCUCCUCCUUUCCUCCUCAUCCUCUCCAAAUGGUACCGCAGCACCGACAACACCACUGUCGAAUCUCCACGACGCUCUCGUUUCUACGUCCUCCGCACUUUCGCGCGUGCUUGCAUAUGUACAAGCGGUUCUGCGUGGCACCGUUGAGCCUGAUCCUGCAUUAGGCCGGUAUCUAUGGAGCGUUCUUGGUACGGUGCCUGAUGAAGAAGGCGGGUGGGCUACGAGUCUACAGGAUACCCUCAUGGUAAGCUAUCUUGCAAACCUCGUCCGCGGUGAGGCAGAGGUUGCGGCAAGACUUGCGCUGGCUGGGAGUACGUAG
Pisolithus orientalis is the source of this 957-nucleotide messenger RNA. Its product is annotated as Mov34-domain-containing protein. Gene Ontology annotation, biological process: translational initiation. The record is from RefSeq and is a predicted model, not a curated record. Gene Ontology annotation, molecular function: translation initiation factor binding; translation initiation factor activity; metallopeptidase activity. The coding region runs from base 1 to 957 and encodes 318 amino acids. NCBI's taxonomy places the organism in Eukaryota, Fungi, Basidiomycota, Agaricomycetes, Boletales, Pisolithaceae. Gene Ontology annotation, cellular component: eukaryotic translation initiation factor 3 complex, eIF3m. The transcript has 4 exons.